Messenger RNA from Phyllostomus discolor (pale spear-nosed bat), 3258 nucleotides. It is a transcript of the gene YTHDC1, whose product is annotated as YTH domain containing 1. Gene Ontology annotation, biological process: regulation of alternative mRNA splicing, via spliceosome; mRNA splicing, via spliceosome. The record is from RefSeq and is a predicted model, not a curated record. Gene Ontology annotation, cellular component: nucleoplasm. Gene Ontology annotation, molecular function: mRNA binding; N6-methyladenosine-containing RNA reader activity. Lineage: Eukaryota; Metazoa; Chordata; Mammalia; Chiroptera; Phyllostomidae.
GGAGUGGAAUUGUUUAAUGCAGGAAGCAGGCUCCAUUUUAGCACCGCCCGCUGUCGCCAUCUGUUUCCCUUCCCUCCCACUUAUCCCCCUCCCGUCCCUAAACCCCAACGGGAAGACUGGGCCUAAGCCUCCGGAGGCUCCAGUGCAAGGAGGGAAGGGGAGAAGGGAGAAAGGGAAAAAGCGAGGAGGAAAAGGGUGAGUUGAGAAAGGUGAGUGGUAGAGGCAAAAGUGCUUGAGCACGCAGCCCGGCGGACGGACUGACGGACGUUCCCGUGCUACUGCGGCCGCGGCUGCGGCCCACGCGCGAGUCGCGUCGAGGCGGCGGCGGAAACAGGAGAGGAGCAAUGGCGGCCGACAGUCGGGAGGAGAAAGAUGGAGAACUCAAUGUUUUAGAUGAUAUUUUAACUGAAGUACCAGAACAGGAUGAUGAACUGUAUAAUCCAGAGAGUGAACAAGAUAAAAACGAGAAAAAGGGAUCAAAAAGAAAAAGUGACCGAAUGGAAUCUACUGACAUCAAACGACAAAAGCCCUCUGUUCAUUCAAGACAGUUGAUUUCUAAGCCACUGAGCUCAUCAGUUAGCAAUAACAAAAGAAUAGUUAGUACAAAGGGAAAGUCGGUAACAGAAUAUAAAAAUGAGGAAUAUCAAAGAUCUGAAAGAAACAAGCGUCUAGAAGCUGAUCGGAAGAUUCGUUUAUCAAGCAGUGCCUCCAGAGAACCUUAUAAGAGUCCACCAGAGAAAGCUUGUCUCCGUAAAAGGGAUCCUGAAAGGAGGGCCAAAUCUCCUACACCAGAUGGUGUCGAGAGAAUUGGGCUUGAAGUGGAUAGACGUGCAAGCAGAUCCAGCCAGUCUUCUAAGGAAGAGGUGAACUCUGAAGAAUAUGGCUCUGACCAUGAGACUGGCAGCAGUGCUUCUUCUGAUGAGCAAGGCAACAAUACUGAGAAUGAGGAGGAAGGGGUGGAAGAUGUGGAGGAAGAUGAAGAGGUAGAAGAAGAUGCAGAGGAAGAUGAAGAGUAUAAGAUGGAUCGACGGAAAGAUGAAGGAAGCUCUGAACAGGAUGAGAGAGAUCAGAAGGAAGAGGGAAAUGAUUAUGACACUCGAAGUGAGGCUAGCGACUCUGAUUCUGAAUCCGUUUCCUUCACAGAUGGGUCUGUCAGAUCUGGUUCAGGCACGGAUGGAUCAGAAAAAGAUAAAAAGGAAAGAAAGAGAGCUAGAGGUAUUUCUCCAAUUGUUUUGAUAGAAGUGGAAGCUCCUGCAUCAGAGUCAUAUGCAGGUUCAGAAAAGAAGCAUGAGAAAUUAUCAUCUUCCGUUCGUGCUGUCCGAAAAGAUCAAACGAGUAAACUCAAAUAUGUCCUACAAGAUGCAAGAUUUUUUCUCAUAAAGAGUAACAACCAUGAGAAUGUGUCUCUUGCCAAAGCUAAGGGUGUAUGGUCCACACUGCCAGUAAAUGAGAAAAAAUUAAAUGCUGCAUUCAGAUCUGCAAGGAGUGUUAUCUUAAUAUUUUCUGUCAGAGAGAGUGGAAAAUUUCAAGGAUUUGCAAGGCUUUCUUCAGAAUCACAUCAUGGAGGAUCUCCUAUACAUUGGGUGCUUCCAGCAGGAAUGAAUGCUAAAAUGUUGGGAGGUGUCUUUAAAAUUGACUGGAUUUGCAGGCGUGAAUUACCCUUCACUAAGUCGGCUCAUCUCACCAAUCCUUGGAAUGAACACAAACCAGUAAAGAUUGGACGUGAUGGACAGGAAAUUGAACUCGAAUGUGGAACCCAGCUUUGUCUUCUAUUUCCCCCUGAUGAAAGCAUUGACUUGUAUCAGGUCAUUCAUAAAAUGCGUCACAAGAGAAGAAUGCAUUCUCAGCCCCGAUCAAGAGGACGUCCAUCCCGUCGAGAACCAGUCCGGGAUGUGGGAAGGCGUCGACCAGAAGAUUAUGAUAUUCAUAACAGCAGAAAGAAACCAAGGAUUGACUAUGCCCCUGAGUUUCACCAGAGACCAGGGUAUUUAAAGGACCCACGAUACCAGGAAGUAGACAGACGAUUUUCAGGAGUUCGCCGAGAUGUGUUUUUAAAUGGGUCCUACAAUGAUUAUGUGAGGGAAUUUCAUAACAUGGGACCACCACCACCUUGGCAAGGAAUGACUCCUUAUCCGGGAAUGGAACAACCUCCACACCAUCCUUACUAUCAGCACCAUGCUCCACCUCCUCAGGCUCAUCCCCCUUACUCAGGACAUCAUCCAGUACCACAUGAAGCAAGAUACAGAGAUAAACGAGUACAUGAUUAUGAUAUGCGGGUGGAUGAUUUCCUUCGUCGAACACAAGCUGUUGUCAGUGGUCGGAGAAGUAGACCUCGUGAAAGAGAUUGGGAACGAGAGCGUGAUCGCCCCAGAGACAACAGAAGAGACAGGGAGCGAGACCGAGGACGUGACAGAGAAAGAGAAAGAGAACUAUGUGAUCGUGACAGAGGACCGAGGGGAGAGAGGUUCGAUACAGAAGAUAAUGUGCUUUUGAAAGCACUGAUUGUUUAAAGAUAAAAAAAAAUCUUGUAUUUUUUUUUUUGUGUGUGUUUACAAGUAGUAAAUUUAUUUUCAGCUGUCUACUUAAAGUUCAUUGUGUAGAAGGAUUUAUUAUGACCCUCUUUGUUCCAAGCAUGCAGUAUAAUAAGAACUGGAAAAAACUCAGAUCCUCCAAAAAAUGCACAGUUGACAAUUUGAGUUGACACUUACUGGGGCAGAAUGGAACAGUCCACGGAUGUAGAUAUUGAUUCAUUCUCCGUAAAUGUUCAUCUACUUACAGUGUGUUCAUUCUAAAGUUAUUUCUUUGUUUGCUUUUAUUCUUUUGGAUUUUGAUUAAUGACUGCCAUGAUAUUUUUCUUUGAUGUGUUUCUAACUGUAGUUGCACACGGUUCAGUAAAAAUAAUGCUGCUAUCAAGUAUGCAAUUAUUGAAGUAUGAUGGUUUGACUAUAUGGCAGUGUUGUAGCAGCCUCUCGGUUUCGCCCUUUCCUUUUUUUUUUUUUAAUCUUAAGUGACUUUUUAUUUUUCUUCAGUCUUCAAUGAUGAGAGCAAUAUUAUGAAGACAUUGCUAUCUAAUUUUUAAUCUUUUUCAAUAAAAAAAUCCCAUGUUCAGUAGCAUGGUUGAUGCUAUUGUUUAGCCUUCCCUCCAAACUGUAAACAUUGGCUUGGAAUGUUCACAACUUGCGCGCGUGACAGCAGAAGAUAAUCCCCAUAUUCUACAUUGCUACUGUUUUGUAUAAAAUAAAUUGGUAAAGAUUGACA